UGCGGGCAAACGAUGCCACCAUGCAGAUCGACCGUAUUAUAAUCGCCUUCGGGAUCGUUGGAGUGACUUUGUGUGGCAAUGUUGUUGACGGGUUGGUUCCCGUGCAAACGAGGAGCACCAGGACUCUCUUGGGGUCCGUGAGAAGCGCACGGAAUCCAGCAGGAUCCAGACCUUGUCACGCGGCACCAACGUUCACUAGACUCGCCGCCGUUGCCGUACAUGACGAGGACCAUGCCGUGUCACCACAGCCAAAGAAGCACAAUACUGCCCGUAAGCCGAAAAUUGUGUUGGUGGCCGGAUUCGAAUCGUUCAAUCGCGAAUUGUAUUCUCAAGCCGCCCGCGACCUCGACGUCGACUUGACGGUCUUCGCCGACUCGGACAUUCGGGUCCCCCCAACCACGACAACGACGACGGUACGCGAUGCCCACGACUUGGCCGUCAAUCCAGACUUUGCCUCCGCGGUCCGUCAGGCCGACGCCUUUAUAGGUUCGCUCAUUUUCGAUUACGACGACGUGCUGGCGGUGCAAUCGGUCCUCCCCGCGGUCCAAGGACCCCGCCUCGUUUUUGAAAGUGCCACGGAACUCAUGACGUUCAAUACCGUCGGAAGCUUUUCCAUGGCACCGUCAGCGGAAAAAGGUGGUGGCUCUGCCGGGCCACCACCCGCGGUCAAAGCCAUCUUGUCCCAAUUUGGCUCGGGCAAGGAGGAAGACAAGUUGAGUGCGUAUUUGAAGCUCCUUAAAGUCGGUCCAACCUUGCUGCGCUACGUGCCCGGUGAAAAGGCCAGUGAUCUACGCACAUGGUUGGAAGCGUACCGCUACUGGAAUCAAGGGGGUAAAAGCAAUGUGCAGGCCAUGUUGGCGUUGAUUGCGGAUCGGUGUCGGGAUCAACCGUCCGCCGUGUUGACCGCUUUACCGCCUCUGCAAGUCACUCCGGAUAUUGGUCUGAUCCAUCCAGUGCGUAGCCGACAACAACAACAAGACGAAACGAAAGCUGCUAUCUUUACCCAGCCACAAUACUUUGAAUCUCCAGCGGAAUACCUGGCGUGGCGAUUGAGUGCGAAUACCCAAACGCUAGCGGCGCAACAGGGUUUCGUUUUGGCCCCGGAUGACGCUCCUCGGGUAGCCGUACUCCUGUACCGCAAACACGUUAUUACGGAACAGCGUUAUUUGGGAGAUCUCAUUCGACAAAUGGAACAAGAUGGAUUACUGCCCAUACCCAUUUUUAUCAACGGCGUCGAAGCGCAUACCAUUGUGCGUGAUUUGUUGACGAGCAAUCACGAGCAAAAACUGGUGCGUGACAGGAAACUCCGGCGUGAUUCGACCUAUCAGCCGUCCCAAGCCGUUUCGGUGGACGCCAUUGUGAACACGAUUGGGUUUCCCCUGGUAGGGGGACCCGCGGGAUCCAUGCAAGCCGGACGGAACGUGGCCGUGGCCGAGACCUUGCUAACAAACAUGAACGUACCUUACGUGGUAGCUAGUCCACUAUUGCUCCAAUCUAUCGCACAAUGGAAGACCAAUGGAGUCUUAGGAUUGCAGUCAGUGGUUCUGUACAGCUUGCCCGAACUGGACGGCGCUAUUGACACUGUCGUUCUUGGCGGAUUGGUGGGCGAUAAGAUUGCGCUGGUUCCGGAACGCGUGCGCAAAUUGAACUCUAGGGUGAAGAAUUGGGUGGAACUCCGGCGGACGCCACCAUCUGAGAGACGUAUUGCCAUUGCCUUGUACGGCUUUCCACCCAACGUGGGAGCAGUCGGUACCGCGGCCCUGCUGGACGUGCCACGGUCUCUAGACGCCCUCCUGAGACGGCUUGAAAAGGAAGGAUACCGUGUGGGUGAUUGGACAUCCGAUCCGAAUGCUUGCGGAGAAAGUUUAGUGGCGGCGUUGGCCACCCUGUGUGAAAACCCGGUCAUUACAGCCGGCGCGGACCGUAUGCAAGAAGCGAUCGAGAGCAAAAUUGCCCGUGCCACGGCCGGAGACUCGACGGUAGCCGCUACUCUAGCGCUGCCGGGAGGUGGACUCGGAGGAGCCCAGGUCGUGGCGAAAGAUAUAUCGAUCGAUGAACUCGAAGAAAUGCUGGGAAGCUACAUGAUGAAAAAAGUGCGGCGAGCCUGGUCUGAGAAAGAUCGCGGUCCCGGUGUUACCAAGAAUGGCAAGUUCGCUGUAGCAGGGCUCCAACUUGGAAACGUGUGGAUUUUCGUCCAGCCUUUGUUAGGCGUCGAGGGUGAUCCUAUGCGUUUGCUGUUUGAAAGAGAUCUGACUCCACACCCACAGUAUUGUGCGACGUAUGAAUGGCUACGGCGUCCCAAGGCUCUGGAUGGGCUAGGGACACAAGCAUUGAUUCACUUUGGAAUGCACGGCACUGUGGAAUGGCUUCCCGGGCAGCCGCUAGGCAAUGAUCGCAAAUCAUGGAGUGAUGAAUUGCUUGGUGGCCUCCCAAAUCUUUAUGUGUAUGCUGCAAACAACCCGAGCGAGAGUAUCCUCGCCAAGCGUCGGGGGUACGGAACUCUAGUGAGCUACAAUGUCCCUCCGUAUGGUCGAAGCGGACUGUAUCUUGAGCUGGCUAAUUUGAAAGACUUGGUCGAGGAAUAUCGAUCGGACGAAGGAUCCAAUGGAUCGAAUCGAGAACUUUUUGAAACUAUUUACGACUUGGCCCAAAGAAGUGGUAUGGUAAACGACGUUCCGUUGAUGUGUGAUUCCAAAAAUCCUUUUGAUAUUGAUUGUGAGCAGCAGUCAAACGUCCUCGAGUCGUUGCCAGCCGAUGUGUGUUCCGAUUGGGUCGUGCGAUUGUCUGAUUAUCUGAAUGUUCUGCAAGAUCGCCUGUUUUCCAGUGGACUACACGUUUUCGGGCAAAGCCCGUCCGACGAAGACCUGGUGUCUUAUCUAGCGGCUUACUUCGGAGAGCAACUAUCGGAGAGCGAUUGUCGUGAUCUAGUGACCAAGUGGCGCGAAACAUCAAAGCAGAGCGAGAAAAGCCAAAAUGUUUUCACCUCUUUCUUCCAAUUUCUCGAAUUUGUUGCAUUUGGGGAAACCAGUUCAGAUCCAUCUUUCUCUGAACAAAGCAUCUCCGAGCGGGCAAUGACGAUUGCAGGACUUCUAGAUCGUUCUUCGGACGAACUCCAAUCUGUGGUAAAGGGUUUGGACGGAGGAUAUAUUCCUCCUGCGCCGGGAGGGGAUUUGUUGCGUGAUGGACCGAGCGUGCUGCCUACCGGACGCAACAUUCAUGCUCUUGAUCCGUAUCGAAUGCCGUCCGCUGGGGCUUGGGCCCGCGGUCAAAAAGCAGCGCAAGAAGUCAUUCGCCAGCACCAAGAGAAUAAUGAAGGCCGAUUUCCGGAAACGAUUGCUGUUACGCUCUGGGGUUUGGAUGCCAUCAAAACACGUGGUGAAUCGGUGGCGAUCGUUUUAGCGUUGCUUGGGGCGAAGCCAGUAAAGGAAGGAACUGGUCGUAUCGUUCGGUUUGAUUUGAUCCCUUUAGAAGAGCUUGGCCGGCCAAGGAUUGAUGUUUUAGCCUCCCUUAGUGGCAUAUUCAGGGAUUCUUUUGCCAACAUCGUAGACCUACUUGACGAUACUUUUCAAAGAGCAGCUCAGGCCGACGAAUCAGACGAAAAGAACUUUGUUAAGAAGCAUACCAAAGAACUGAUAGCUAGUGGUGUAAAAGAUGGAGCUGCUGCAAGAUUGUUCAGCAAUCCACCGGGCGACUACGGAAGUAUGGUGAACGAGGUUAUAGGAACCGGAGAUUGGGAAGAUGAGGAGAGUUUGGGAGAGACAUGGAAAGGACGGAAUGUUUACUCUUACGGUCGAAAAGAAGGACAGAGCGGAACUGGGGGGACUGCUCGUCCUGCUGUUCUUAAUAAGUUGCUGGCAACGACCGAGCGGGUCGUUCAAGAGAUCGAUAGUGUCGAGUAUGGUCUUUCCGACAUCCAAGAGUAUUACGCCAAUACAGGAGCGCUGAAAAAAGCGGCGGAAAAUAGAAAAGAGAUUGAUCCGAAGACGGGGAAGAAACGGAAAGUAUCUAUAUCGGUAAUAGAGGCAUUUGGUGGAUUUGACGAGAACGCUCUGGUUCCGGUCAAAGAUGUCGAGGAAGUGCUUAGGUUAGAAUACCGAAGCAAAUUCCUUAAUCCAAAAUGGCGAGAUGCAAUGCUAAAGCAAGGGUCUGGUGGAGCAUAUGAAAUCUCUCAACGGAUGACAGCAAUGAUUGGUUGGUCAGCGACGGCAGAGAUUGAUAACUUUGUCUUUGACCAAGCUGCUGAACGUUAUGCACUUGAUGCUGAUGUCGCCAAACAACUUCAACGCGCCAACCCGGAAGCGUUCAAGAAUAUAGUGAGGCGGCUGCUUGAAGCUUCGGGUAGAGGUAUGUGGUCAACGGACACUAGUACGUUAGAUAAGCUGAAGGAUCUUUACGCCGACGCGGACGACAUAAUCGAGCAAGGGUCCGACUUUCGGGCAAAGAUCAAGCAAGAAGCAUAAUAAUACGUCGGAACGCCAAUGCAGUCUAGCCCAAAGCCCCUCCAAAUGUUGAUAAGAAUACAUAGUUUCUAUUUGGUU
Molecule: messenger RNA, 4538 nt
Organism: Phaeodactylum tricornutum CCAP 1055/1
Lineage: Eukaryota; Bacillariophyta; Bacillariophyceae; Surirellales; Neidiaceae
Exons: 3
Coding region: 21-4460 (1479 amino acids)
Biological process (GO): biosynthetic process
Molecular function (GO): magnesium chelatase activity
Source: RefSeq, a predicted model, not a curated record